Messenger RNA from Ceratotherium simum simum (southern white rhinoceros), 3170 nucleotides. Its product is annotated as choline/ethanolamine transporter FLVCR2-like. The record is from RefSeq and is a predicted model, not a curated record. Gene Ontology annotation, molecular function: heme transmembrane transporter activity; heme binding. NCBI's taxonomy places the organism in Eukaryota, Metazoa, Chordata, Mammalia, Perissodactyla, Rhinocerotidae. Gene Ontology annotation, cellular component: membrane. Gene Ontology annotation, biological process: heme export; transmembrane transport.
UCAUGGUGAAUGAAGAUCCCAACCAACAGGAGUGCGAUGGCACCCCUGCGCAGGAGUCCGCAGUCCGGGCGGACCCCAGCGUCUCUGCGGACCCCAGUGUCUCGGUCCAACCCAGCGUCUCGAUGCACCCCAGCGUCUCUGCGGACCCCAGCAGUUCGGCCCACCCCGGUGGCUUGGCCCGCCCCAGUAGCUCAGGCCGCGAGGACCUUAGCGUGAUCAAGGUGAGCUGGCGCCGGUGGGCGGUGAUCCUGGUGUUUAGCUCCUACUCCAUGUGCAACGCUUUCCAGUGGAUCCAGUACGGCUCCAUCAAUAACAUCUUCAUGAACUUCUACGGGGUUAGCGCCUUCGCCAUCGACUGGCUGUCCAUGUGCUACAUGCUAACCUACAUCCCUCUCGUCCUGCCUGUGGCCUGGCUGCUGGAGAAAUUCGGCCUGCGCACCAUCGCCCUCCUCGGCUCUGCUCUCAACUGCCUGGGGGCCUGGGUGAAGUUGGGCAGCCUGAAGCCACAUCUCUUCCCAGUGACCGUGCUGGGCCAGGUCAUCUGUUCUGUAGCCCAGGUCUUCAUCCUGGGCAUGCCCUCGCGCAUCGCUUCCGUCUGGUUUGGGGCUAAUGAGGUUUCAACAGCCUGCUGCAUAGCUGUCUUUGGCAAUCAGCUUGGAAUUGGGCUUGGAUUCUUGGUCCCUCCUGUUUUGGUACCCAACACUGACGACCAGGAGAAGCUUGCCUACCACAUGAGCAUCAUGUUCUACAUAAUAGGAGGUGUAGCCACUCUGCUUUUCAUCCUUGUCAUCAUUGUAUUCAAGGAGAAGCCUAAACAUCCCCCCAGCAGGGCCCAAUCCCUGCGCUAUGCCAUGGCGUCCCCUGAUGCUUCAUCCUCCAUCGUCCGGCUCUUCAAAAACUUCAACUUUAUGCUGCUUGUCUUCACUUAUGGUCUGAAUGCUGGUGCUUUUUAUGCCUUGUCCACUCUGCUGAAUCGCAUGGUGAUCUUGCACUACCCGGGGGAAGAAGUGAAUGCUGGAAGAAUCGGCCUGACCAUCAUCAUUGCGGGAAUGCUCGGGGUUGUGAUCACAGGCAUCUGGCUGGAUAGGAUCAAGACCUACAAGGAGACAACCCUCGUGGUCUAUAUCAUGACCCUGGUGGGCAUGGUGCUGUACACAUUCACCUUGAACCUGGGACACCUGUGGGUAGUGUUCAUCACCGCUGGCACAAUGGGCUUCUUUAUGACUGGCUAUAUCCCGCUGGGAUUUGAGUUUGCUGUGGAGCUCACAUACCCAGAACCAGAAGCCAUGUCAUCUGGCUUCCUCAACGUGUCUCCCCAGGUACUUGGGAUCAUUUUCAUCACCUCCCAGGACCAGAUUAUCGAGAACUAUGGACCCAUGCCUGGGAACAUCUUUCUGUGUGUGUUCCUCACCCUUGGAGUAGCCCUCACUGCAUUCAUUAAGGCAGAUCUCCGGAGGCAGAAAGCGAAUAAGGAAACCCCUGAGAAUAAACUCCAAGAGGAGGAGGAGGAGGAGGUGAUGAGCCAUACCAGCAAAGCCCCCACGACCGUCUUGGAGGAGCAUUUCUGAGAGAGAAAGGUGGUGGCGACUCAGGGAACACGAACACCCCCCACCUCUUCCGUCAGCACAGCUCACCGCCAGCACAGAGGUCUUCGCUGGAGCAGCUUUUGGAGGGAACCGGCUGGAAUAUUUGUGGGUUGGAUGGCAGUGCCUGUGCCUCCUGGAGCCCACUCAAGAGCUUAUGUAGUCAGGGAAAAGGGCACCUUUCACCAAAUGCAGACUCGAUCCCGACCCCGACCCCUUCGGGUCAUGGGAGCUGGCGUUGGGAGAGGCUGGUGGAGGACAGUGGGGUCAGUCCUGGCCUGGUGACUGCCUUCCCUCUUCACCUCCUCCCUUACGGAGAAAGCCUGGGAAAUUAUCACGGAAAGAAGCUUAAUCAGGACAUUAACUUUUCUAGUGUCUUAUGACCCUCAGAAGCCCAGUUCUAAGGAGCGGCAGCUGCUCUGGCUGAGGGUCCUUCUUGGGUCAUCACACUGACUGCUAAGUUCUCUGGGAGAACCAUCAGAACCAGCUUCAUCAGAACAAGCCCAUUGGCUCUCUGGGCCUAGAUUCUCCUGGCCUAACCUUGGGGUCUGUCACCAAACCCUCUUUCCUAAGAGCUGAUCAAACCAAACAUCAAUAAACUCGAGCAAAGCUUUGUUGUGGCCAGGAAGGAGAAAGCGAAUUGGCAGAGCUAACGGCCCAGGUGUGUGAGGGUGCUGGGGCCACCUUCUGAGUGUGUUUGUGAGGGCCCGGAUUUGGGAACUCGGGUACUUGAUUUGGGAACGGGAAGGAUCUUGUCUACAAAAGAAGUCCUUGUCCAGGGACUUGUGUGUGUGUCACAGUCACCUCUGAUGCCUUCACCUGGACACUGCCUUGAGAAACUCGGUCAUCGGCCUAAUUACUUGUUUGCUCCGGAGGGAGGGAGGGAAGUCCCAGCCAACUUCCUGUAACCUUACUGAAAAGUAAUCUUGAUUCAUUCCAGCCCGAGAAACCCAAAGCUGCUUCUGAGCGAUGAGACGAAAGGGCAGAGGGAAGGAGGCCCUUGAAAUGGGAAUUGAGUCGGCUUAAAUUAAGUGUACCCCACCAUUGGUGGGGACAGGAUUUGCACACCCACCACCUUCUAGCAACAAUCUUUAUCAGAUGUUCUAAAUUUAAAGGGAUUCCCUUUAAACCAUCUCAAGCUGACCUCCUCCUCUGCCUAGCCUGCUGUCUGGCUCUACUCAUGGGCUUGGGUAGUGUCUCCUGAAAAUAAGACAUGUUGGUAUUUCCUCCUGUGCAUUGAGCUGCAGUCAUGACCACUGUGCUGUUCCCCUGUGGCCACUGUCCUGGCCUCAGCACGUUGGGGCAGCCUGUGCUGGCCGCGGUGCUGGGGUGCCUGGGCCACUGCCUGAGGGGAGCCAGGGCUGUGUGUGUACAGACACUUCUGGUGGGGGGAGUGAGGUAGGGGUGGAAGAGAGGUGAAGAGAAAGUGUACCUGACUUUUUGAUGUGGAGAAAGGUGUUUACUCUUCAGCCCCUUAAAGUGUGUUAACCAAAUGUUUACUGAAUCCAUUGCUUUAUUUUAAAAACAAUUUGUAUUUUCUAUUUGUAAUACCAGAUGUUUUACGGCAAUAAAAGAUUCUUCAAGUGG